Molecule: messenger RNA, 1738 nt
Organism: Venturia canescens
Lineage: Eukaryota; Metazoa; Arthropoda; Insecta; Hymenoptera; Ichneumonidae
Product: putative carboxypeptidase suro-1
Exons: 8
Coding region: 260-1543 (427 amino acids)
Biological process (GO): proteolysis
Molecular function (GO): metallocarboxypeptidase activity; zinc ion binding
Source: RefSeq, a predicted model, not a curated record
CUCAAACGUUGCUGCUGCUGAUUCAUAUCAACGAUCAACGAAGCAACGACAAAGCACUCGUUCGCUCGACUGUGGAAUACACGAUUGUUUCAGAUGAAGAAGAGCAUCAGGUCGAAGGUCCUCACCGAAUUUAUCUUUCCUUACUUCACCCUCGAAGAUGUAAUAACUUUUUCUUCAACCGCUUAUUCUCUCACCCUCGAGCCGAAAAGCACGAUCGAGCGCUCGAUUUUACGCGAGACACAACUCUCACUCGCUCUCAAUGUUCAUCGACAAGAUUCACAGGCGCAUGGAACUCCUGAAAAUUUACGAUCCCGGCUACUUCGACGUGGGAUACCUCCGAAAUUCCUUCGGCACGGAGCCCGCUUAUCGAACCUCUUCCGGCCAGGGCAUUCUUUACGUCAAGAUAAGUGGACCCGACCACCGGGAUAGAAACCGAGAACACAAUGAGAUCAAAGUCUCGAGACCCGUCAUUGUACUCGUGGCAGGAAUGGGAGGAAGCGACUGGAUAGCAGUGACGGUGACGAUGCAGAUCGUGACAAAAUUGGUGACGAGUUACGAGCUUGGUAAAUUAUCGGGUUUCGAUUGGUGGAUUAUUCCCGUGCUGAAUCCGGACGGCUACAUAAACUCGCAGGAAUUGAGAAACUACAAAGCGAACGUGAAUCCGAGCGGCGGAUGCUGGGGCGUCAAUCUGGACCGAAACUUCCUGCCGCAGCGAGACUCUUGUAUUCACGGCAGGGAUUGGUACGCCGUACAGUCUGCAAUUUUCCUAGCGACCGAAUUAAUAAGUAAUCGUGAUCGAACUAGUGGAGAAGAUUUUGAUUGGUGGAUCGUUCCAGUCCUUAAUCCUGACGGCUACGAGCUCAGCGGAAUGGAUGCAAAAGUAAUGUUCCUUCGUCGAAACAAUAAUCCCUUAAAAUUCUUUUUUUCUAUCCCUUUGUUGAAGCAUUUUUCCGAUUCUCAGUGGCGAAAUUGGAAAAAAAAUCUUCACGGAGCUCACAGCGUCGACAGUCCCGAGUGUGCGGGCCUCGAUUUGGAUCUGGGCUUCGAGUACCAGUGGCUGGAUUGCGCAGCGAAUCCUUGCGAUCUCAAUUAUCCGGGAGAAGUUCCAUUCCUCGCUCCGGAAGCUCAAGGGCUGAGGGACACUCUGGAAGCGUUCAGUGACCACGUCGACACUUUUAUCGCCCUGAAAGAGGAAAAGCAGAUGUUGGUUUACCCGUUUUCCGACACUUCCCAGAGGCCCCGGAACGUGGAGAAAUUCGAAAAAAUAUCGAAAAAGGCUGUGAAGGCUUUUGGCAAGUACGUCGAAGGAGUUUACGAGCACGGGCAGAGCAGUUGCCUGCUGAACGUGAGUGCAGGGUUCAUCGAAGACUGGGCUAAAGUUCAUUUGGGCGUGGAAAAAAGUUUCGCAUUUUAUCUCGGACCUGCGGACAAAGAUCGACGUGACCUCAGGUCCCAACACCUCGAGAGCCACUUUUAUGAGGUAUAUUCGGACCGAGACAAGGAGGAAGAAUGUAAACGUUUGGUCCUGGGCCAUCCCCCGUGAGUUUUAUCAUCGACCUCGAUUUGAUUGUAAAAGCUGGUGGUCUUGGGUAGUGAUUCAUCGGUGGAACAUUUUCUGGAUGAUAAGCUCCGGGUCCGGGUCCAAAACCGAUGGCUGCGAAUCGUUGAAAGAAUUUUCUAAUAUAAAAUUAAUUAAGAAAAUUUUGAAUGAAGAAUUUUUAGUAAAUUUAUUGAUUGA